AUGCGUACCUACGACGAUUCUUUCAGCGGUCAGAAGAUCUACCCUGGAAAGGGUAAGCUGUACGUCCGUGGCGACAGCAAGAUCUUCCGCUUCCAGAAUGGAAAGUCCGAGUCCCUCUUCCUCCAGCGCAAGAACCCCCGCCGCAUCGCCUGGACUGUCCUCUACCGUCGCCAGCACAAGAAGGGCAUCUCUGAAGAAGUUGCCAAGAAGCGCACUCGCCGUGCCGUCAAGAGCCAGCGUGCCAUCGUUGGUGCCUCCCUCGACGUGAUCAAGGAGCGCCGCGCUCAGCGCCCCGAAGCCCGUGCCGCCGCUCGCCAGCAGGCCAUCAAGGACGCCAAGGAGAAGAAGGCCGCCAACGAGAGCCGCAAGCGUGCUGAGAAGGCCAAGGCCGCUGCCUCCGGCGCCAAGCCCGCUCAGCGCAUCCAGAGCAAGCAGGGUGCUAAGGGCUCUGCCCCCAAGGUCGCUGCCAAGUCGCGUUAA
Messenger RNA from Aspergillus luchuensis, 480 nucleotides. RefSeq names its product 60S ribosomal protein eL24 (gene RPL24). The transcript is spliced from 3 exons. Bases 1 to 480 code for a protein of 159 amino acids. Gene Ontology annotation, biological process: cytoplasmic translation. Gene Ontology annotation, molecular function: structural constituent of ribosome; mRNA binding. The record is from RefSeq and is a predicted model, not a curated record. Lineage: Eukaryota; Fungi; Ascomycota; Eurotiomycetes; Eurotiales; Aspergillaceae. Gene Ontology annotation, cellular component: cytosolic large ribosomal subunit.